AUGGACAAGUACCUCCGCCUCCUCAAGAUGGGGAUGCCCCGCGAGCACGUCGAGCUCAAGAUGCGCGCCGAGGGCGCAGAUCCGUCUCUGCUGCCGUCGCCGUCGGUAGCCGCCGACGCCUAUGUACCCCCGCCGCCCAGUCCGCCGACGGCGGUCGCAGCGAGCCCCAGCUUGCGUGGCCAAGACAAGCCAAUGCAGCCGCCGCUCCCUAGCACAUCAGCAAGCAUGGAUGGUCCAUGCAUCGCGUCGCAUGAGAUCGAUACUACCGAUCAGAGCCCAACGGUCCGCGCUCCUCCAAGCCCGCACGAGCUACCGGGCGUUGCCAGUGCCAACGCAGCAACCAUCGAGCGCGCUCGGCCCGCGAUGGCGGAGAAGAUGUUUACAGUUCACUUGUCAGGCGCUGGUCAUCCGGUGGCGGCGCCGUCCUUGCGCGAUCGGCAGCGCCGAUGGCUCCAAAAGACGCUCGUCUCGUUCGGGCGGGCCACGCCGACACCCGACGACGUGUACAUCAAAGCCAAAGAUCGCUUCUUCGGGCUGCUCAAGAGCAUUCUGGACAUUCGCGGGAGCUUGUCGCGCUACAAGGCCAUGCUGCCGCAGUACUCGCUCGCGUGCGCGCAGCUGGGCGUCGACGUCUGGUGUGUCACGAGCGCCGAUGCGGUCGGGCGGCAAAGCGUCGCGGCCGAGACCUUUCGCCACGCCAUGUGUGCCAUCAACGAAAAGCAAGAGAUCAAAUCUCACUUUUUCAAUGCGGACGCUGUGCUCUCGGGUGUCAUUCAGUUUGUGGACAUUCACAUUCGCACCAUGGAGUCGUUCAAGCCUGCGAUGCAGCACCGCGAAGCGCUCAAGCUUGACUAUGACAGCUUUGAACGGAGUGCGCACGCCAUGCGCCGCGCCAAGCGCAGUGUACCCGAGCUCUCGAGAGCCGAUGCUAAUGUCGCGACGGCCCGAACGGCGCUGGACGCUGCCACCAUGCACUUGUUUCGGAUUUUCGCCAAGUACGAAGCACAGCGUGAUACGAUGCUCGAUGGCGAGCUCGAAAUGGUGCGCCAGGUCAUGCACACGUUCUACGAGAAGAGCGCCGAGGUCACGCGCUUCACAAUCGACACGAGCGUGGACAUCCAAGCUCUACGUGCCAAAGAAGACAGCCUCUUGGCAGCGAUGACGUCCAAGGGACUCUUGACGCCACCACCGGAAAAGGACAGCUCGACUGUCAUGGAAGACGUGGAGCUUGGCGAACCAGAGACCAACUGGACCCGGCAGCUCCACUCGUACCGGUCGCACUGCCCCAAGAUACCAGAGAUCAAACGCAAGUGCGUCGAGCAGCCAUGACUCGACCAAACAAUAUAUGAAUUUCAACCAAACUGCGAUAAGCCCAAAAUAAUGUGAAACGAGG
Messenger RNA from Saprolegnia parasitica CBS 223.65, 1393 nucleotides. RefSeq lists its product as hypothetical. NCBI's taxonomy places the organism in Eukaryota, Oomycota, Saprolegniomycetes, Saprolegniales, Saprolegniaceae. The transcript has 6 exons. Gene Ontology annotation, cellular component: WASH complex. The record is from RefSeq and is a predicted model, not a curated record. Bases 1 to 1329 code for a protein of 442 amino acids.